Messenger RNA from Wyeomyia smithii (pitcher-plant mosquito), 3069 nucleotides. It is a transcript of the gene stmA, whose product is annotated as protein EFR3 homolog cmp44E. The transcript is spliced from 4 exons. Bases 326 to 2800 code for a protein of 824 amino acids. Gene Ontology annotation, biological process: protein localization to plasma membrane. Lineage: Eukaryota; Metazoa; Arthropoda; Insecta; Diptera; Culicidae. Gene Ontology annotation, cellular component: plasma membrane. The record is from RefSeq and is a predicted model, not a curated record.
CUUGCUGGUGGUGACUGCGCAUGACGCGUAGGAAAAGAACAGAAUCCGUUCGUUGGUUGACAAACGAGUGAAAAUUUUCUUAGUCCAAAAAAAUAACAAGAGCCGUUCGAACGACGAAAGCAAUUCAUAUCAGUAAUUGUUCCUGAGUUUUGUUAGAUUAGGUAAAGUUUGAAUAAUUAGAAAGUUUCAAAAUAAAUCUCAUUUACGGUUAGCAUUCAUUAAGAUAUCAAGCGUUUUACAAACGAUGGACCUAAUCUACUAAACUGAUUAGUGAGUGUACAGUGUUCAGUGAAAAGAAAACCACCAAGUUCAGUUUUCGUGAACCAUGGCGGGCAUGAUUCGGUGCUGCUUUGAACCGGUCGAAAUGCCAGAAUUUCUGGAUUCAUUCGUGAAGAAGUGCACUGAAGGAUGUUGCUGUGGUUGCUGCUCGGCACUGAGGCCACGCUACAAGCGCCUUGUGGAUAACAUAUUUCCCGUCAACCCGGAAGAUGGCCUGGUCAAAUCAAACAUGGAAAAGCUUACUUUCUACUCGCUCCGAUCGCCCGAGAAGCUGGACCGCAUCGGAGAGUAUCUGUAUCAGCGGGCCUCUAAGGACAUCAACCGCAAGCGGUAUAAAUUUGUUGAGAUCGCCAUGGAGGCUAUGGAUCUGCUACUGAUGGCGUGUCAUGCUCAGAUUCUAAAUCUUUUCGUUGAGAGCUUCUUGCGGAUGGUGCAAAAGCUGAUGGAGGACAUCAACCCAACUUUGCAGAUUAUGGCGACCAAUUCAUUCGUGCGAUUUGCUAACAUCGAAGAAGAUACGCCCUCCUACCACCGACGGUACGAUUUCUUCAUCUCCAAGUUUAGUUCGAUGUGCUUCGGGAACAACGAGGACCUGGAAUUGCGGGACAGUAUUAGAAUGGCCGGCAUUAAAGGUCUCCAAGGGGUGAUUAGAAAGACUGUUUCAGAUGACCUGGUGGAAAAUAUUUGGGAGAAACAUCAUAUGGAAAAAAUAGUCCCAUCGUUGCUCUAUAACAUGCAAUCCGGCAGCGAGAGCAAGUCGGUGGAUCAGGAAGCAACUCCAUCGACACCGCCCGUUUUGGCGGAGGCAGUUUUACGCGAACUGGUGUCACGAGCAUCCUUUGGUCACAUCCGUGCCGUGCUGAAACCCCUACUAACCCAUUUGGAUAAUCACAAGCUGUGGGUUCCGAAUCGCUUCGCUAUCGAUACUUUCCGCAUUGUCAUGAUCUCAAUUCAACCGCAGUACUCGUACACUGUGGUUGAAACACUGAUGGCACACCUGGAUCAGAAUCUUACGUCAUCUCCAAAAACUCGCACUUCAUUGGCGGUUGUGCUUUCUAAAAUCAUCGCAAUCGCCGCAGGCGAAAGUGUCGGUCCUUCCGCACUGGACAUCAUCAACAAUCUCCUUACCCAUCUAAAGACUUCGGUCAGCACUCAACACGAAUCCACUCCAGAGGAGACGCAAUAUCAGGAAGCGCUUAUCAACGCGCUUGGCGAGUUUGCUAAUCAUCAUCCAGACUAUCAAAAGAUUGAAAUCAUGCUUUUCAUCAUGAACACCGUUCCGGAUCUUUCGAAGAAAAGCAAAGGAGAUCACCUUUUGCAAAACAUUCUGCUAAAAUCGCUUCUAAAAGUCGGUACCCAAUAUCGUACCGUUUCCUUCGAAAAAGCUUUCCCCGUGUCCUUCCUGCAGCCUCUGCUGAAGAUGGCACGCGCUUCUUCGGUCUCCAUCCGGGUUAUUGUGAUGCAAAUCCUCCAGCAGCUGCUCGAUCGACACCAGAAUCAACAUCUGCUGAGUGCCAUCAGCAUCAGUAACAUUUCGACCCUAACGGUGGAACAACCCUCCCGUUCGGAUAUUCUGUUUACGCACAAAUACGGCUCCAACAUGCUGCAGGCCGUCAUCGACGGAAUGUCUCAGGAAAAUAACGUGGAAGUACUACGCUCGUCAUACAACACAGCUGGCCUGAUGAUAGUCGAAAUGGCAUGCGGAGAGACGGUUCAGGAAUUCUUACUGUUUGUGCUCGGAAUUCAACAAGUUGCCCUUACUGAGGUUGAACUGUCGCCCAAACAUCGUUGCAAUCUGCACAGCAUCGCCAUUUCUCUGUUGAUUUUGACUGGCCGCUGCACUGGAACAUCCACCAUAGUUGAAUACGCGGAUAAAGUCAUACAGGCACGCAUGGAAGAGGCAACCUAUCUUCUGCCACCGUUGAUGGACAAUGACAAGCCAGCUCCCAGCACUCUGAACACGAGCCUUCCCCACCUGAUGAUCGAUAAGCUGGCAAUCGCCGAAUGCCUGCAGCAGGCCGGUCUUGAGCACAACCGGGUACAAACCGGAACGCCCUACUCGCUGCACCAAUCAGAUAUGUCCGCUCAUCGACACUCGUGGGUUGAUACCAGUGCUCCCCGCAACAGCAUCGUGGACAACUACAACGACAUCGAAUCCAUCAGCAGCUCGCCGGGAGUUCAGAAGCGUUCACUCGCCUCGGACUACAACUUCGAAUCGAUGAAACGAGUCCUCGCGGAACCAACGGAGGCAGCCAAACGGGAAGCCCAAGAACGGCAGGUGGCUAUCGGACGCACCUUCCGCGAGAUGGCCUUCGAGGAUCUGAUACGGCGAACCGAACCACAGCACGAGGUCAUCCAGAACCGGUUAAAUGAAAUUUUCAACUCAUUGGCCGCCGAACGGCAGAUCAGCUGUGGGAACCAGUUGAUGCUGAACUCUGCGACGUCGGCAGUCGACGGAGCAAAGGUCAGCCAGCAGCGGGUUAUCUACGAGAAUAACUUCCCGGAGCUGUUCUUCUACUAGGUUGUACGCUUAAGGUUUAUGAGGCUUGAGGUACUCGGGUUGUUAUGUACUCGAUGGAAUUGUUAUAUUUGUGUUAUUUUACCGUGUAUUUAUUGUUAGCAUUUGGAGGAAAGUCGGGGCAAGGGAAUCAAGAAUGUAGAGUUUAAACGUUUUAAAGUAUUUAAGUUUUGGUCUGUGAAUUAUAUAAGCUAGUUGUAGUCUACAGUUGACACUAGAUUAUUGCUAUGAUAUCGAAAUAAAUGUUUGUUUGAAUAUUCCUUGCAAGUAAA